AAAUGAAAUUCACGUUGGCUCUUGUUGCUCUAUUUGCUUUUGUUGCCGUUGCUGUAGCUUUUCCCGAACCAGAUGCCGAUGCAAAUCCAGGACUUUUGCGCAAACGUUUACAACGGCGUUUUAAUAAAGUAGAACCAGUCCCCCAAACAUGCAACGGCUGCUCGAAGUGUGUUACUACAUCCAAACCACCAUGUUCGUGUUCAACGCCAUCACCAUGUAAAACUACCCCAUCGUGUGGUCCAUCUAAAAGCUGUUCAUCCACGACAAACACCAAGUCAAAAUGCUGUUCAUCUUGCAAGCGUCAAUCAAAAUCAUGCGCAUGUGAUUCAUAUGAUUAUUGAUUCAACAAAUUGGAAUCCCCUUUUUUGAAAUUCUAAAAUGGCUUAACGAUUAUUACAUUUCAUACACUAAUAAUUUAUAUUUCGCACAAUAAACAUAUAAUUUAUUUAUUAAAAAAA
Messenger RNA from Contarinia nasturtii (swede midge), 458 nucleotides. RefSeq lists its product as uncharacterized. The record is from RefSeq and is a predicted model, not a curated record. Bases 3 to 341 code for a protein of 112 amino acids. Lineage: Eukaryota; Metazoa; Arthropoda; Insecta; Diptera; Cecidomyiidae. The transcript has 2 exons.